Molecule: messenger RNA, 1081 nt
Organism: Nomascus leucogenys (northern white-cheeked gibbon)
Lineage: Eukaryota; Metazoa; Chordata; Mammalia; Primates; Hylobatidae
Product: major histocompatibility complex class I-related protein 1
Biological process (GO): immune response
Cellular component (GO): external side of plasma membrane
Source: RefSeq, a predicted model, not a curated record
AUGGGGGAACUGAUGGCAUUCCUGUUACCUCUCAUCAUUGUGUUAAUGGUGAAGCGCAGCGAUUCCUGGACGCACUCUCUGAGAUAUUUUGGCCUGGGCAUUUCGGAUCCUGGCCAUGGGGUCCCUGAAUUUAUUUCAGUUGGGUAUGUGGACUCGCACCCUAUCACUACGUAUGACAGUGUCACUCGGCAGAAGGAGCCGCGGGCCCCAUGGAUGGCAGAGAAUCUCGCGCCUGAUCACUGGGAGAGGGGCACUCAGCUGCUGAGGGGCUUGCAGCAGACAUUCAAGGUGGAACUGAAGCGCCUGAAGAGGCACUACAAUCACUCAGGGUCUCACACUUACCAGGGAAUGACUGGCUGUGAGCUGCUGGAGGAUGGAAGCACCACAGGAUUUCUGCAGUAUGCAUAUGACGGGCAGGAUUUCCUGAUCUUCAGUAAAGACACCCUCUCCUGGCUGGCUGUAGAUAAUGUGGCUCACACCAUCAAGAGGGCAUGGGAGGCCAAUCAGCAUGAGUUGCAAUAUCAAAAGAAUUGGCUGGAAGAAGAAUGUAUUGCCUGGCUAAGGAGAUUCCUGGAGUAUGGCAAAGACACCCUACAGAGAACAGAGCCCCCACUGGUCAGAGUAAAUCGCAAAGAAACUUUUCCAGGAGUUACAACUCUCUUCUGCAAAGCUCAUGGCUUUUACCCCCCAGAAAUUUACAUGACAUGGAUGAAAAAUGGGGAAGAAAUUGUCCAAGAAAUGGAUUAUGGAGACAUUCUUCCCAGUGGGGAUGGAACCUAUCAGAUGUGGGCAUCAGUUGAGCUUGAUCCUCAGAGCAGCAACCUUUACUCCUGUCAUGUGGAGCACUGCGGUGUGCACAUGGUUCUUCAGGUCCCCCAGGAAUCGGAAACUAUCCCUCUUGUGAUGAAAGCUAUCUCUGGGUCCAUUGUUCUUGUCAUUGUGCUGGCUGGAGUUGGUGUUCUAGUCUGGAGAAGAAGGCCUUCAGAGCAAAAUGGAGCCAUCUACCUUCCCGCACCAGAUUGAUGAUUGCAGAUCCCUCUUUUCCAGUUCUCCUUCCUCUAGGAGCCAUGUUCUCCUCUGU